Molecule: messenger RNA, 1638 nt
Organism: Topomyia yanbarensis
Lineage: Eukaryota; Metazoa; Arthropoda; Insecta; Diptera; Culicidae
Product: coiled-coil domain-containing protein 97
Exons: 2
Coding region: 59-1249 (396 amino acids)
Source: RefSeq, a predicted model, not a curated record
CACACGACUCGCUUAUAUUAUGUAAACAAAUUGAACGAUUCGGUGAGUAAAAUUUACGAUGCAGCCGACGGAACAAGACGUUUCUUGUCAGCCGGAAAAUGACACCCUUAAUCUUCUACCAUCGGUGGAUAAUGAUCAGAUAAACAGUGUUUUGAUCACAGAAUCGGAGCUGUUCGACUACAUUCGCCGUGAUCAAAAAGUGUUCUAUAAAAGCCAGCAAAUCAACGAUCCGGAACUUACCUCUGAGGAAAAAUAUGACAUACUCAAGCAAGUACUGGAAAAGAGUCACCCGAUAUUUCUUUCCCGGUUUGGGUUAUUUCUUAAGGAGGAUCACCUAAAGUUCUUCGAACAGGAACCCCAAACUAGCGGCUACAGUCCGGACGAACGGUAUGAGGUGGAUUACUAUUUGGAGAAAAUUCGUCGCACGCAAAAUGGUGGUCACGAGCGGCAGGUCCGCAAUAGAAGGUAUGCAGCCCUGAAGCAGCUCGUUCAGGAUGGAAAUUAUUUCAGCGAAAUGGAAAUGAUGCAACGGGAACCACUGCUUUACGAGCAACUAGUUGGCCAGUAUUUGACGGAAAGAGAGCGCAAGGCGAGGGAUGCGGCCGGGACGAAAAAUGACAGCCUGGUAACAAUUCUUUUUAACGGAAUAGAUCGAGAUAAUGCGGAUGCGUUGCGAAAGGAGCAAGAAAAUGACGAAAAGAUAAUGGAAGAAAUGACGGAUCCAAUUGAUGAUGACGAUGGAGAUAGGUACUGGGAGAAGCCACCGGAUUCGCCGGCAUUCUCUAGGGCUCAGUGGGGUAACUUUGAUCAGGAAGAAGAGGAGCGACAGAAAAGUAUACAACAAGAACUGGCGGCGAAGAAAAGAAAUAAGAAAUUUUCCGUCCCGAUGAAUUUGCUAACUUCGGGGGAGCGGAGCUUGCUGAGGGACGAAUUUGUUGGAACGAUGUAUGCUAAGUUUAUAUCAGGCGAAGACGACGAAUUCGACUAUUCGAAGAUUGAUGAAAGUUUGGAGUACGAUAAUCUGGAUAUUGUUGAACAGGAUGAGCAGGAACGAUACUUUGAUACUGAUGAGAUUUGUGAAGAAUUUGAGCAAAAGGAGUCGUCAUGCAUGCAGCUAGAUGAUGACGAGGAAGACGAUCUGGAUGUGUAUAUGAGACAUAUCGAUCAGCACUUGAAGAAUCAGAAAAAUAUGGAGCAGAUGAAUGAUAAGAUGAGAGACGUAAACUGUGAAUAUGAUAGUGAUGGGUAGAGUUUAGAAAUGUGCGCGAAUUAUGUGUAAGUUAAUAUCUAUGUCGUAUAAUAUAUUAUCCAAAAAAGUCAAACAUUUGUAAUGCAUUUAUGACGCUUAGAGCAGAUUUGUUUUCUUUCCGGACAUCACGUUGAACCUUAUCAAAUGAAUAACGAUGUUCGAGGUCCUAAUAGUUUUCUUAUAUCUGCUGCCCGAACUUACGACUGGCCGCUAGCAGCUGGGCAAAACAAUAUUGAGACUUGGCAUUCUAUUUAUAUAGAAUAGCGCUAAAGCUGAGUACUUGGGUUGAAGACUAUUAGGCGUUUUAAUGUGUUAGGUACCUGUUGUGUUGUUAUUGUGUUGUUUGAGUGUGAAAUAAAUUAUAAAUUGACCCCCACCGGAGCACGUUA